AUUUUUUUUCUUUUUUUGAGAACAUUAAUAAAAGAGACAUUCAGAAUAUACGAUAUCAGCAGAUACAAAUAGUAUCUUUACAAAGUCUUAAAGAAUUUUCUCUUUCUGGCGAACUCAGAAACAAAUUGAUAUGCGUACUCGAUUUCUCAACAUCGAUUACUUCUCUCACUCUUCAGAGAAAACCCUAAAAGAUACUAUCAAUUUCCUUCCGUUACCAGUUCCUCAAAUCUCUAAUACCUUUGUUGAUACAAAAUCACAAGCAGAAGCAGAAAAUUUCUGUUUCGAUUCUGUUGUAGAUAUCGAUUUUGAAAUUGAAACAUUUCAAAUCGAUAAACCUCUUUCAUUCUUCUUAAAUGAAGUUCUUCCUCACCGUAUUGAUGUUCCAGAUAGAGAUUUUCUUAGUAGUAACUCAGAUUCUUACUUCGACAGAACAAAUUUUGACGAAGAAGACCAAACAAAUUCCCAAUCUCAAACUGAUCUAAAUCAAUUUCAGCAGAGAGGAAAUGAGGUCUCUGGUGAAGAAAAGGAUAAAGGAAACUUUAAAAUUAUUCCGUUUGAGACUCCGGAGCGGGAUUUCUUCUUGGAAGAUCCUGUUGGUGUUUUCGAACAUGGGGAUGAUUUAGUUCUCCCUGAUCGUGUCUCAGAGACGGAAAUGACUCUGGACCUUCGCGCCGCAAUUCCGUACCCUUGCACACUGUCAGAGUCCAUCUAUUUGGUCGAAGACAUAACCCUAGACUUCCAAAUAGAUGAGAAAAAGUCUUAUGUUGUUGAAGAUGCUUGUCUUAUUCAGGACAGAAAUUAUCCCUCUACUAGAAAUUAUCCGGUUUGGGAAGUGAAUGAGUUUGAAUUGGAAGUUCACCCAAGUCCAUCCAUGGACGAUGAAUUUCAUUUUCUGCUACAAAGCAUUGGAUUCCAACAGUGGACCGAGAGCGAUAAACAACUUGCUCAGGGAGACGACCUUAUGAGAUAUAUUGAAACUGCAAAUCUGGAGUUUUUAUUAAAACCUCAUCCUCUGGAGCAAGCUAUAGAACCUCAGCCAGCAGUUCUUGACAUGUUCUUAGAAAUGGACUUUAUAUGCCGAUACAAAAGCUCAGAUAUUCAAGAGAAUCUAAUGGUAACUCUGGAAGUAUCGGAUGUUGAAUAUUUCCAAGUAAUAACCCCAGUUCAUUUUCAGGAGUAUCAAAUCCUUGAUUUGAACUGUAAUCAGUUGAUGGAAGUCUUUUUCAGCUCACAAACAGCAAACCAACCAGAUACUUGUGACAGCAUGUUUAGCGAAAAUAAUCCCUAUAAACAGCUUUACGAAUCAAUUAUUAGUCAUGAGCUUGCUCUGGUGGAUGAUUCAUUCAAAUCCUUCCCUAUACCUGUUCUCUCUGAUGACAAAAAGAGACUCUCACCCUACACUACUAUGCAAGAAAUUUUAGCUGACUUGAAGCCACACAGCCCAUCUGCUUCUGACGGGAUCUAUUUAGAUUGGCAUCUUUUGCUGCAAGAUAGAUGGAACAGUGAUUGGAAUGUAAUGGAGGAUAUAGAUACUUACAGCGUCAGUUCCACACUCGACUCAACAGAUGCUGGAUUUGUGAUAUUUGACUUUGUUUUCAGUGAAGAAACUCCAGAUGGGUCGUUAACUUUUCAAGACUCUGAGAAACUCAAGGAGCCUUUUGGUGGCUUUGGUUCUACUAUUUUGGUGGAAGAUGCAGGUCAAAAGCCUGUGAUGAGUAAACCUGGGACCAGUGAGAAGUUUCCAACCCUGUCUGAUUCCAUGUCAAAUUUCAAUGAUCUCAGUUUUUUCUUGAAUCCUCGGAAAUCCAUUGUUAAGCAGAACACUGAGCCUGCUGUACAAGACACAACUUCAUAUAUAUAUGAUAUGCAGAAAAGAAGUAAACAGGAGGAAGGGAACAUUCGAUUAAUGCCAUUUCAAAAUGUGGAUGACAAUGUGCAGAAGUUUGAAGGUCAUGUGGAUACUGUGCCAUUGAAGGAGGACAGCAUUCCUGUAAAUUCUUAUGAGCCUGCGAGUAGUAAAGCUAAUAGCAGCUUCACGCUGCCAUUGAAGGAGGACAGCAUUCCUGUAAUUUCUUAUGAGCCUGCGAGUAGUAAAGCUAAUAGCAGCUUCACGCUGCCAACUUCUGACAUUCCAGAAUCAAAGAAAAAGAUGCCUUCAUUUUCUGACUUUAUUGUUAUAGUGAACACUCAGAACUUUGAUAAAGAAAUGCUCAUAUCAAGGAGAAGUUCAUACCAGAAGAUCCUUGUAAUGGAGAAGAGAGGAGUCCAAGUUAUUGAGCGCGAGAUUGAUUAUCCCGUGGAUCUUAUUCUCAGUGCUGCAAUGUGCUUAGUAUGGUAUGACUGCAAAAGCAUUGGAAACAAAGCAAUAAACACAACUGAAGCUUUGUCAUUUGUGCCUCUAUAUGUUGAAAACAUUGCAACAAAUGUUUUGACAUCCCUGAGUUUUGCUUUCAGCGACUGUGCUCUGGUCUUUGAGGGAGACAAUAGGUACCUUACAGCCAUAAUGGAAUCAUCAGAUGGACUUUAUGCUGCUGCAGCUAGUCUGGGAAUAGGUUUACAGCUAUUCUGCUCAUAUUCACCUGAGCUAACUGAUGAAAUAGUCAUGGGCUGCAUAGAUUAUAACAUGAGGUUAAAUAAAGGUCAAUAUCCAAAAAUGCCUGAUACAGAAACCCUGGCAGAAUCAUUUCUUACCAGGUUUCCUUCUAUUCAUCCUCUCUCAGCUCAUGCGAUACUGUCUUCUGGGGGCAUUCUUGUUGAGUUUCUUGAAUGCUCAUCUGACCACAGAAUUCAGGCGAUUGAGAAGUGUCACGUUCCAAACCAAAGUGUUUCUCUGUUCAGUUCUUUAUGUAGUUUUGGAGAGCAUGAAGGAUCUAAAUCAGGUACUACAGAUUGCUCUUCAGUGUCUCCUGCUUCGGAAUCAAACAGUAGAUUGAGAACUGAGACACAGAGGAAGAGGCAAAAAUGCGUUUCAGAUCCCCAAACACUCGACAUACUAAUGGAUGGAAACUUUCUUCUUGAGCCAUUAAUCCAAUCCGAUGACAUGAACCUGAAACCUCCUCGGGUUCCGAAACCAUUUCAGUCAUUGAUAUCAUCCAAACACCAGAAAGCGGAUGAAAGUGUCAUGUCAGGGUAUCAACCAGCUGAUACAAUAUUUGGCCAGAAACAGAGUUUGAAUGCUUUUUCAACGAACAACUCCGAGUGGAAUCAGAUUUUUACAUCUUCUAUGAACACGGACUUAAAAGGUGAAGUCAUCGACCUCACAGAAAGUCCUACGGUGGGUGAAGAUUUCUUCUCUUCUGCAGACACUCUAAAUUUUCCGAAGGUUCCAUCAAGAGGAAAUGAUCAUGCAAUUGGAAAUUCAAGUGUUGCAAGAAGAUUAUCAUUUGGUUUAAAUGAUUUCCCAAGCUCUGCGGAUAUGAAUUCUGAGUCAGAUAUGUGGGCUUCUGUGAAGAAUCACAAAAGAAGAUUGGAGGAUAUAGAUUCCAUCGUGGAUCCAUUAUCAUUUAACACAGGAAGAGGACCUUUUCAGGAGCAAAACUUAUCUACGUCAAGUAGCAACGCUAACGGAUUAUUCAAAGAGAAUAACUCAAGAUAUUAUGGCUCCAAACCGUUUUGUAAUGCGAUUAAGUCAUCGCGGCAUCAACAAGGAUCACCUUGGACAAAAGAAUUUCUAAGCAAAAUAAAGGAGAAGAGCAGGAUACACCAGAAGUCUCUACAGUGCCAAACUAUUUUGCAUGAUCAUGAAUAUCCUGGUAGCAGGGAGAAAAUUGCCAAGAGAAAAAGUCCAUCUAUUUUGGACUUCUAUAAGUAUGAUGGAGGCAGCAAACCGAAGAAAACUACCAACCAAAAGUGGCAGAAACGAUUAAUUCACCAACCUGCAAAUGUGUCGAAGAACGAAAAAGCUUCACCUCCUGGAUUACGAUCAUGGACUCCCAUCGACAAAAGAGCGAAACAGACUCUAUCUUUUACAAAGAAUGGAAAUGAAACUCAAAGUAAACUGGUUUGGGGUGAUGGAGACGACCAACUUCUAAGAAAACGAUACCGAAAAGAAACAUAAAGGAAGGAGUAACUAGGUUAAAACAGAAGCUGCGUGCAUGUAUAUGAAAUUCAGGGAGAUUAGUUCCCAUUUUAGUGUACUAUCCAGAAUCAACACCAACUGGUACAGGUUAUGUAUACUUAUUAUGUAGAUAAUGAAAGAUGAUUCUCGCGUCUUAGUUUUGUA
Messenger RNA from Papaver somniferum (opium poppy), 4222 nucleotides. RefSeq names its product protein SHORTAGE IN CHIASMATA 1-like. NCBI's taxonomy places the organism in Eukaryota, Viridiplantae, Streptophyta, Magnoliopsida, Ranunculales, Papaveraceae. The transcript is spliced from 7 exons. Bases 131 to 4057 code for a protein of 1308 amino acids. Gene Ontology annotation, biological process: resolution of meiotic recombination intermediates; reciprocal meiotic recombination. The record is from RefSeq and is a predicted model, not a curated record.